This is a messenger RNA of Eriocheir sinensis (Chinese mitten crab), 5261 nucleotides long. RefSeq names its product TBC1 domain family member 25-like. The transcript is spliced from 10 exons. Gene Ontology annotation, biological process: regulation of autophagosome maturation; activation of GTPase activity. Lineage: Eukaryota; Metazoa; Arthropoda; Malacostraca; Decapoda; Varunidae. The record is from RefSeq and is a predicted model, not a curated record. The coding region runs from base 103 to 2466 and encodes 787 amino acids. Gene Ontology annotation, cellular component: autophagosome. Gene Ontology annotation, molecular function: GTPase activator activity.
GCAGCUGGCGGCGGCGAGUGUCAGCGGCUGGCUGUCAUGGAGGCAUCAGCUGGGGUCGGAUAGCUGCCAGACUUUGCUGAGAACCAUCGAUUCUCAGAGGCAAUGGCAACGGCCUUAACGACAGCGAUCCCGUCAAGGGAUGCUGUGAGAAUUAAAGUCAUCCAGCACAGUCAGUGUGAGGUGGACUCUCAGUGUUGCCGGUUCAGCGUGGAUCCGGAGCUGACUGGCUAUGAGGUGCUCAGGAACUUGAUUGCUCGUGCUUUUGAUCUCAAAGGAGACUAUCAGACAUGUUACUUGGCUCGUGAUGACCGCUUCCCCGAGGCCUGCUGGGUCCCUUUGCUCUCCGAUUUUGAUUUGGAGAUGGCGUUUGUUAAAUCUGCAGACCCUUACCUGCUUGUGAAGGUUGACUUAAUGUCUUCCAAUGGCACUUGGGAGGCUGUCACUAACAUGGACAUCCCCAAGCUCUCUCUGCCUGAUCUGCCAAAGAAUAACUACUCUGUUAAGCUGCCAGGACUCUUCAAAGAAAAGAUGGAGAAAACACUGUCAGCAGUCCAGAAGGUGUUAAGUUGGAAUGAGGAGGGUGAGGAAACCAUACGGCCAGCCAGACCUCCUCUUACUGAUGCAGAGUUCCAGCAGAUGCUUAACGGUGUGGGGCAGCUCGCUCACCCCAAGGAGCUGCGGCUCUGUGUCUACCUAGGAGGCCUUGAACCUUCCCUCAGGAAAGUUGUCUGGAAGCACCUGCUCAACGUGUACCCAGAAGGCCUUACUGGGCGAGAGAGACUAGACUACAUGAAGCUAAAGACCAAAGAGUAUGAGGGUCUGAAAGCCACGUGGCAGGAACACCUGCAGAAUGAAGAGCUGUUGAGUGAGGAAGUGAAGUAUGUGACUAACAUGGUGCGUAAGGAUGUCCUUCGGACUGACCGUCACCACCCUUACUUCAGCGGCCCCGACGACAACACCAACAUUCAGAGUCUUUCAAACAUCCUAACUACGUAUGCCCUACACCACCCCUCUGUUGGGUACUGCCAGGGCAUGAGUGACUUGGCCUCCCCUCUGCUGGUUACUAUGAGGGACGAGGCUCAGGCCUACGUGUGCUUCUGUGCACUCAUGGCUCGUGUCCACUCCAACUUCCAUAUUGAUGGUGUGGCCAUGACCCUCAAGUUUCAGCACCUCACUGAAGCACUCAUAUUCUAUGAUGAGGAAUACUACGCUUACCUCCGCCUACAUCAGGCUGAUGACUUGCUCUUCUGUUACCGCUGGUUGUUGCUGGAGCUAAAACGAGAGUUUGCUUUUGAUGAUGCCUUGCACAUGCUAGAAGUGCUGUGGAGUUCCCUCCCUCCUGAUCCUCCCAAGGAAACACUCCCCCUCUUUGAGGUCCCCUUCAAUCCUGUGAAGGUUGAAAAGCCAGUGCCUCCCCCGACCCCUCGACCAAAUCACUUUGCUAAUGUUUGUGCCCUACGGAGACAGAGAUCAAAUGUGUCCAACAGAAGUACCGAGUGCCUUGCUGCCAUCCUGAGCAGACGUGCUGCUAGCAUGGACUGUGAUGGGCCAGAGAAUGACACAGCAGCCAAGAAACUCAGUAGAACGUGGUCCCAGCCAAUUGACACUUCCCAAGUUCGAGCUAGAGUACCAAGUGGAGAAAGUGGUAUGAGUGUAGAUAGAAUAAGGGAGGAAAGUAGUUCACCAGAGGAGAGUCCAAGCAGGAAUACAAGAAAGAUUAGGAACCUGAGGGAGUUCCAGCUUCUUACUAAAAACAAAGAUUCUGAUAGUGAUAGUAAUCCCAGCUCACCGUUCAAAGAGAAAGCCACUGUUAAGAAAAGCAAGGAUACCAACUCUAGACCUCCAGUGUUCUCUGAUACAAAGGUGACAAGCAAAUCCCGAAGGUGUUUUUCAGACUCUGAUGCCGAUGUUGGUGUUCCCAUGUACUCUGAUGGAGGAGAGGUGGAUGUUUGGCAGAACCCUGUUGCCACACUCUCCCCUGAAGUAGAUCAACAGUUACAAAUCAUAUGUCAAGAGGAACAACCCACAACUGUUCAGCAGCUCAUCCCCAAAGCUAAUGGCAGCCACAAGCAGUGUGAGGAGGAAGGAGAGAACCCAAACACCAUGACAUCAAGUGUCAAUUCUUGUGAGGAAGUGACAGAAGUGACUGGCUGGCAGGUGACUAUGAGUGAUGGUGGCUCCCCUCAGGUCACCUCACUCCUUCCUCCUGAAGAGUUUGGGGGGGGCAACCCCUUCCUUAUGUUCCUUUGUGUAACUCUUUUAUUGCAGCAUCGUAACCAUAUAAUUAAGAACAAGAUGGAUCAUAAUGAACUUGCCAUGUACUUUGACAAAAUGGUGAGGCAGCACAAUGUGACUAAAGUUUUAGCGCAUGCACGCCGCAUGUUUGAGAACUACCUCAAAUUAGAUUUUUCUAAGGCUCGCUCUAAAACCACUCCCCCCGGCUCCUCCAAUGACCACUCGUGUUGAUUGUGGAUCUCUAGGAACAUGACGCAUCAAUAAAUAGUAAGUUGCCAAUUACAUUUCUAUUCUGUAUGUAGUAUUUUGCAGACUUUUUUUUUUCUUUUUGGUUAUAAACUUGACACAUUGCCACUUUUUAUUAGUCCAUGAUACAUGCAUAAGUGAGUCAUUCAGGGGACUUAUGAAUAGUUUAGAAGUACUUUAAUUGUUCACAUUUUCAUGCAUUAUUAUUCAAGUGCACAAUGUUUAGCUUUCAGAAAAUAUUACUGACUUUUCACAUAUCAAAUGCACAAAAUGUAAAAAUGCAUUCAUUUGAGAACUUUGGGAGAAUAACUUCAUCUUUGAAGUCUCACUUUAGUCACCAAAGACAUGUUGCAAUACUUACACAAGUAUUUUUGAAGUGCUUCUGCAUGUCACUAUAGUUAGUUAAAAAUAAAAGUAAGAUUGCUGUUCAUAGACUAACACAGGAAAUGCAUUGAAGCUGCAUAGCUAUUGUGCAGAUCAACAAAUUUAUUAAAUAGUGAACAUUCAUACAUUAUCAGGGUUGUAUUGUAUCUCAUAAAUAAUGAAAUUAUGCAAUGUUUUACCAUGUGAGUCUGGUUUGUGUUGUAAAGGUACGGUACAUAUAAAAAUGCUUCAGUUUUAUUUAUUUAUUAUUAUUUUCAUUAUUGUCAUUGUUAUUAUGAUUAUGAUUAUUAUUAUAAUUUGUUUAUUUGUGUGUGUGUGUGUGUGUGUGUGUGUGUGUGUGUGUGUGUGUGUGUGUGGUGGUACUUGAAAAAGGGAUUUUUUUCUCCCUUCCACCUCGUCAUGAGCCAUGUGGUUUGUUGUGCAUUCCUGCAAUGCCCGUGAACAAACAUUGUGCUUCCAUUACUUGUUAAUGGUGGUGGGCUUUAGUUUUGUAUAUUUUGAAACAGAACUCUUACUACAAAAACAAGUAAUUUACCACCAUUGUACUGAAACAUAAAAUGCUGCAUAAUUGAAAUUGUUUAUAUUGAGGUUUUGCAGCAAUCAUUAUCUGACUAUGUAAAAAUCUGAAGUUGGCUUGAAGGUUGCAAUAGAGCAGAAAUGACCUCAAAUGAAAUGUGGAAAAAAUAUUAAGAAUGUAAUGCAAAUGUGAAUCAGCAUUCUUAGUACAGGAACUUUCAUAUUUGACCCAAUGAUAGUGCAAGGGAAAAAAUGAUCUGAGGGAAUUAUGCUGCCUAAAAUGUUAUUAUGAGAGUUCAUAUAUUUCUGCAAGAAGAGGCUGAAUGGGAUCUUUAAGAAGUUAUGUGGAUAUGAAACAUGGUAAUGUGUGAAUUGAUAAAUGUUUGUUGUAACACUGAAAGAUGUUGCUAAAAUAUAUUAUUAAGUGCAUUGAUAAUGAAGGCAAAAUAGCAAGUGAUGGCAAUAGGCGUGAAACUGGAGGGAGACGCUGCAGUCAAAAUAAAUAGCUCUGUGUUCUGAUUGGUCUGUAUAAUGCAUGGUGAUGCAGUCUAGUACAGAGUGCUGUGAGAUAAUUUAGUUUACUAUAUUUUGUAAAAUACCACAACAGGAGAUUUGUAUCACCAAACAUUGAGAAAAAUUAACAUUAUUUCUUCAUGUACACAAGGCAACAAAGGCUAAGUAUUUGUCUGUAGCCAAAUGGAGCAAAGCAUGGUUAACUCAUCUCUACUCAGCUCCAUGUUUCAUGUUUCAGUACAGGCUGCUGGAAAUGGAAGAAAUGGUGCUUUUCUCUCAGUCAUUUUAUAGCCAUUGUGCCUCCAGUCAUCAAAUUUUCAUUCCUGGAGGCAAAGCAUAACCUAAGAAUGCCUUGAUAGUUGUUCCUUGGCAUUAAAAUCUUGUUUUAGCUUGGAUUUAUAACUUUUGUACAUCUCAUACCUUGUUUUUGUUACCCUUUGAAAGCUUGACUUCAUUUGUGAUAUUUAUUUUACCAAAGAAGCAUCUACCAAAUAAAGUUGAAUCUUCAAAAUGAAUAAUCACUCUUCAAGGUCAUAGUGCUCUGUCCUUAUAUAUGAUUUUGUUCCUUUUCUCUGCAGUCAUGAACUUUUUUUUUUUAUCCUCUAGGAGUCUAGGCUGUUCAUAAGUCCUCAAUCUAUGUAAAGCCAAUAUCUAAACUUUUGCUCACUCCUCUGAAAUGAACUAAAUUUCCAAUAUGCUUAUUAUAUAAGUUUCAAGAGAGCGAAGUUUUGUAACUGAGGUGGUGAAAGUCUGCUGAGGGGGGGCUUGUUAAUCUGCAGGGAAGCCUUGCCCAAGUCUGCACUAGGGUUCUCUUGCAUGCACACACCACAAUCAGAAUACUCACCCCCUUAAUGAAUGUACAUAAUCCAGUCAUAUAGGUAUUAGGUAGACUUGUUUUUUUUUUAAGACAGUUACCGUGUAUAAGCAAGACCUAGUGAUAUAGUUGAUAAUUUCUAAAUUGCUUUAUGGAUCUUAUCACUGUGAUGCCAUUGGUGGUGAUACAGUAUUUUGUGUAUAUGCAUUCCUCUAAUUUAUGUUUCCUAGUAACAUUCCACCAAUUAAGUAUAUACAUAAGUUUGGUUGAGUGGUAAGAGUGGUAAAGGAAUUAAAGUCAGGUGUUGGGUUACCUCCUUGUUUUAAAUAUAUAUUUUUAUAUGUGAGCCUCCUCUUCAUUUAUCUUUCCAAUUCUCAUAUGGAAGUGGUGUGUGGGGAUUUAUAUUGAAGGGUUGAUCUUGAGUGAAACAUUUAUAUGGUUUGAAUUCCUAUGGUUUCAGGUUCACCAUGUAGCCUUAAUGUCUUAUUGGAUUGUGUAUUUUUAUUUCUGAUGUUAAUAAAAAAAUAUCUGCAUUAAAUAAUAAUAUUACUAA